Physella acuta is the source of this 1437-nucleotide messenger RNA. RefSeq names its product UDP-N-acetylglucosamine transporter-like. Gene Ontology annotation, cellular component: Golgi membrane. Gene Ontology annotation, biological process: pyrimidine nucleotide-sugar transmembrane transport. The record is from RefSeq and is a predicted model, not a curated record. NCBI's taxonomy places the organism in Eukaryota, Metazoa, Mollusca, Gastropoda, Physidae. Gene Ontology annotation, molecular function: pyrimidine nucleotide-sugar transmembrane transporter activity.
AUGGCCCUCGAGGCCCUCUCUUCCGGCCUGCGGAGAUCUUUUUAUACACGGAAAAAAAAAUGUUUGUUAGAGGUGGCUGAGGAACUUUACCCAGAAGAUGUAAAACAAUUUGAAUAUGUAGCUUUGGGUGCAAAUAACACUGCCCUCCAUGUUGCAGACAUUGAUGAAAACAUUGUGACUCAAAUAGUGACAACUGCUAACAAGUUUCGCAAUUUUUCAAUUGCAAUGGAUGAGUUGCUGGACAGUUGUUCCAUAUUUUUGGAACAAGUACUGGGCAACAAGCUGACGCACUUUCAGCAGUGCAAGAAUUUUUCCUUAAUGGCUGAAGCGCAUUCCAGUAUCGAUGAAAAAUUAUCUGAUGAGUCAGUCUCUCCAGACAUUCAAAUAAUUACAAAUGGUAACGAAGAGGAUUUAGAACUUGAGCAACCAGUUCCACUAGACGCAUCCACCUACCUAAAGUACAUCAGUCUGGUUCUGCUGACCGUACAAAAUGCUUUGCUCAUCCUUGUCAUGCGCUACGUGCGCACGCGUGAGGGGGAGAUGUUUCUAUCCAGCAGUGCAGUCAUUAUGGCGGAGAUCUUUAAGUUCACAACCUCGCUUGUUGUUAUUCUCAUUCAGACUGGGGGUACACAAGCAUGGCUGAAGUUGCUUUAUGAAGAUAUUAUCUUAGAGCCAAUAGAUUGUCUCAAAGUGUCUAUACCAUCUAUCAUCUUUGUUCUACAAAACAAUUUGGUCUAUGUUGCCAUCUCUAAUUUGGAUGCAGCCACGUUUCAGGUGUCUUAUCAACUGAAAAUUCUGACCACCGCCAUUUUCUCAGUUCUAAUGUUAAAAAAAGUGCUGAGUAAAUUACAGUGGGCCUCACUGGUCAUUCUCUUUGUGGGCGUGGCCAUUGUCCAGAUGCAGCCGGAGAACAGCAAGAAAACAGCAACAGCCACAGAACAAAGUCAAAUCGAAGGACUCAUCGCUGUCGUUAUCUCGUCUUUCAUGUCCGGGUUCGCUAGUGUUUACUUCGAGAAAAUUCUCAAAGGAUCUCGACAAUCUGUUUGGAUACGUAACGUUCAACUGGGAGUGUUAGGGUCUAUUAUGGGCGCCAUCACCAUGUUUGUUAAUGACGGCGAAAAGUUGCUGGAGAAUGGAUUUUUUCAUGGCUACGAUUACGUAGUCUGGUUUGUUGUAUGUUUACAAUCCUUAGGGGGACUUUUAAUUGCUGUUGUGGUCAAGUAUGCUGAUAACAUCCUUAAAGUCUUCGCCACUUCUGGCGCCAUUAUAUGCUCAUGUGUGGCUUCUAUAUAUUUCUUUGAAUUCCGGCUGUCUCUGGAGUUUACAGUGGGGGCGUGUCUUGUUAUAGCAGCUGUGUUUAUCUAUAGUAAAUUUAUUCCUAGCAGGGCUCAGGUACUGCCUACAGCGAGCAGUGUAGAUGGAUCCAGUGGAGGCUGA